GCUGGGUCCUCCUCUGGACCGAAGAGAAACAGACUUCGUCCGGUCUAAGAUGUCUUCGAGGUCGGUUCUUCCAAGGUUCAUCGUCUAGUCUCAAAUAUCCUGGUCCAGGUCCUCGAGGAAAUUUCAGAGAUGCAUCGGUCGAGUGUCCUGCUCUUCCUGCUGCACCACUGCAUGCUGCGGUCCAGCUCGGAGUCCAGGACGGACGUCUGCGGGGGACGCUUGACCGGUCCCAGGGGGGUCAUCUCCACCCCCAACUUCCCUGGGGUCUUCCAGGUGCCCAUCAGGUGCCAGUGGAUCAUCGACGCGUCCGAAUGGCCCUCUCGAAAGAGCGCCAUAGUGGUGUACCUCACCCAGAUGUACAGCCACAAGGGCCUCACCUUCACCGAGUACGCCUACUACGAGUCCGACAGCAUGAAAAUUGGUGGGACCAUGAUCCAACGCAUCACCGAGGGCAACGUCUUCGAGUUCCGCUGGAUCCGCACCUUCAGUCCGUACCUGGUCAUCGACUUCGUCCUGGACAGACUCGAAGGAAACCACGUCAGGGUGCUGCACGACCUCCUCGACGUCUACGGCUUCAACGUCACCUACGAGAUGACCGAGCAAGAGGUCAACGCGAAGUCCUGCUCCCUGAAGGAGUGCUCCUACACCGGGAACUGCGUCGUCGACGAGGACUUCGACACCUUCCGCUGCGACUGCUUCGACGGUUUCUCCGGUGACGACUGCUCCGACGGACCUCUCUGCUUGGACGACCGGGGUGAUCCGGUCUGCCGGAACCAGGCGACUUGCAAGCACGUGGGUGCCGAGACCAUUCGCUGCCUUUGCCCUCCGGGGUAUAGCGGACGCUUCUGCGAAGUUCGGCUUUCGCUGACCCUGGACCAAGAAUGCGGAGGCAAGAACUGCGUGACGCAGUGCCCGGCAGCGGACCCGAUCACUCCACCCUGCGACUGCAAGAACGGGACCAAGAUUUACAACAAUCGGUCGAGGUACGAGUGCAGAAUUAAAUUGUCCAACGCCACCUCUCUGAGGACGUCGCUCCACCCUCAGGGCAGCUUGGAGUCUCUCCUGGCCAGGCAGCUCGCUAAAUACCUGCGGCACUCCAACAUCUCGUCCACCGAGGACCUGAAGAUCCUGAGCGUGACGCCGACCUCGGAAGUGACUUUCCACUUUUUCGGGAACGCCAACGACGGGGACAAAAUUCGAGAGUCCUUCAAUCGUCUGGUGCAACGGCGACGCUUGGGGGACGUUGCGCUCGAGUCGACGCACUUCACUUUCCAGCAGAAGCCGGCGUUAAAGCUGGAGAAACUGCGCAUCAACCAGGUGAACGAACGGGAGGUGCGUCUGGGCGACCAGUUCGUCCUCUCCUGCGUGGCGCAGGGGAGUUACGGGCUGAACUUCACCUGGUACAAGGACGACAUGUUGGUCAACACGAGCAAGGCCACCAGGGGCAUCUGGUGCAGACACCUUCCCAACGACGGGUCCGACCAGCACACGUCUCUCUUGACGAUAGACAAGGCGACACUCCUGGACGCUGGUCGCUACACCUGCCAGGCCAUCGACUGGGGCAUACAGCAGUGCAAGAGUGUCUUCAUCGAGGUCAGGGACGAGCCGGAAGUUGUGGUGACUCCGAUGGGCGCUACCAUAGAGAAGGGCGGCGACAUUCAGUUCACGUGCAUGACCCCCAACAUGCCCAGCUUGGACAUCGGUUUCGGGUGGAGCAGGAACCGAGCUCUUCUCAAGCUGGAGCCUGGCAGCCUCGUUUGGGAGGAUCUGUAUCCUGCGGGAAGUGUGCUGAAAGUGAUCAACGCCCAAAAAUCGGCGGUCUACACCUGCAACGUCGCGCACAGGUCCAUGGCCGUCAGGGUGGAGGUGGUGAACAGAACCAUCAUCCCUCUCUGCAUCUCCGAAUUGUCCUGGGGGUUGAGGUGGCCGGAAACCGCGCCUGGAUCCGACGCUCUCUUGGAGUGUCCUCGACACUUCCUGGGCCGCAGGGUGACGCGCCUUUGCGCCAUGAAGGACGCCACCACUCCCGAAUGGCAGCUUCCCGACUUCUCGGGAUGUCUCUACGAGUCCUUGGCGACUCCCUACGAUAACUUCCGAAGCCUGACGCUGGGCUACCAGAACACGACAGGCUCGGCCACGGUCCUUCUCUUCUGGGAGAUCCUGCGCCUCCGUCGAAUCCCUUUGUACCCUGGCGAAGCGGAUCGCAUCUUGGGCAUCUUGGCCGAGAUCGAGCACUACCAGUACAACGUCGACGACCUCGACGGCCUCCAGGACUCCGCUGAAGCUCUCCUGCAGAUCGUCAACCUCGUCCUCCUAAACGAGAACUCGAUCUUGAGUCAGCAGAAGUUGCUGGUGCUGCAGCAGCUCGUCCAACGGAAUCUGAUGUACUGGACCAGAGCCGCCCAGCAUCCCCGGAAGCACGUGUCCUUGGCGACCCUGGUGGCCGACGUCCAACCUCUUCGGGAACGCAGCGGCGAGCAGACCACGCACACUCUUCAGAUACCAAACAACGAUUAUGCAUAUCCUAGUUGGUACGGCGACAGGGUGACGCUCCGUCUGCAGAGGCAGUCUCCGUCAAGGACCGAGAACGAGACCCAUUCCGGAGUCGUCGUGGUCUACAAGAACAUCACGCGCUUCAUCCGCAACGCCUUCAUCAAGGAGCUAAAUGACGGUACCGAUCUCGAGUACCGCAUGAACUCUCGGGUGGUCACCGUUGCAUCGUCUUCCUGGCAGCCCUCCAAGAACGACAGGAUCAGGGUGGACCUCCAGCUGCAUCACCUGCAGAACCACACAGGCUCCUGGAACAUAUCCUGCGGAGUGACGGAUCUAUCCGGAGCCUGGGACCUGAACACUUGCAUCUCCGACACCGUCCCCGAAGAAGGACUCACCCGAUGCACGUGUCCUUGCACAGGGACCUUCGCAGUCUUCCUCACAGCUCGGGCCAUCAGGGUGGUCCUGGCCAAAAAGGAGCGCGCGACCUUCCUGGUGAUCCUCGGCUGUGGAAGCUGUCUCCUCCAGUGUCUGGUCACCUUGCUCAUCAUCGCCACCUACUGGUGGAAGCACCGUACGUGGCUAAACUUCCUGAAAUUGCAGUGCUGUGGUGCCCUGGCAGGCUCCAUGGCAGUCUUCGUCUACGCCGUGCACUCGGACCUCCCCGAGAGUUCCUUCUCGGUGGUCGCCACGAGCCUGGAAGCUCUGCUCCUGGUAGGGAUGUCGGCUCCCAUCUCUCAGGCCCUCGUCAUCUAUGCGGAGCUCGCUCAAAUCCGUCCCAGCCAACACCUGCAGCCCACCAUCAUCGCCGUCAUCACCGGUGUCCCGGUCCUGGCGAUCCUGGCGACCGAGCUGACCCACAAGACCACCGGCUGGCACCACGAGUCCUGGUGGCUGAUAUACGGGAGUGGCGUCUACAACAUCUUCGUCAGCUGCGCGACGACGAUGCUGCUGAUCUUCGCGCUGCUGUACAUCGGAGUGCUGCGGAAAUCCCGAGCCCUGAUCAAGGAAAACGUCCUGAAGAGGGAGACCACGGAGUCGAGGGUCUGCAUGCUGCACCGGGCGGUCGUCGUCACGAGCGCCGUCGUCGCGAUGGAGGUGUCCUCCGUCUUCUACGUCAACUCGUCCUCCAUCGUCUUCCACUACGCCUUCGCGUCGUUCUCCUUCCUCCUGGGCCACGUGGUGUUGGCGUCGUAUCUCCUGGGGGGCGAGAUCCUGUUCGCGCUCUCGGCCUGUCGAAGGUUCAAGUGGAAACCCGAGGUGGAGGACGAGGUCGCCACGGAGCCCAUCAAAGUGUGCUCGAAGAGCAGCGCGGAGUCGGAGAACGAGGCUGCUCCCCCGAUGGACGAGUCGUAUCUGAAGGUGCGAGGAGUGGCGGCAGGGAGCAUAGACAUGAGGGAGUACAUCACGGAAUCCCCGUCGAGCCUCUACCUGCCCUCCAAAUCCUCGGUGCUGGGGGGUCCGGGUCGGUUCCUGCCGGAGAUCAGGCUGGACCACGUGGAGGACAUCAAUCUCGAGAGCUACAGCACGAGUCCUCGGAAGUACCACGACGCGAUGUCCUUCGAAGGCGGAAAUCGCGCCUCGCACUGUCCCGUCGCCGAGCCCUAUGGGUCCUGUGGGUUUCGUAGGUUCCCGAAGUUCUCCAUCCUGCCCAGCCUGGAUCCCCCGGCCCAGGCUCCGGUGGUCCAGACCGUCUCCCAGGAGUGUCCCCCGAAGGUGCUCUGCAGCGCCGAGGUCGAGUCACGGCUGGGUGUCGGGCUGCUGCCCGACGUCACCAAGACCGAGGUCGAGGUCUCCCUGACCAAGGAGACCAAGUCCGGGGAGAUCGUAAAGGCCAUCCCCGACAUCGCGAGCACCACCGAGAGGAAGCAGCCGGACGGCGAGGAGAUGGCCCCCGAGAUCACGGUGACCGACUGCGAGACCACGGUCACCGGGAUGCUGGACCGCAUCUACCACGACCUCGACUACUUGUUAAAUCGCACGCACGCCGCCAAGGACGAGACGUAGAAACUGCCCACGGACGUGGAGCAAGGACCUAGAACCGCUCUCUUCAGGGCGCGGACCCGAAGAGGCUCCGUUCCAAGUCCACCGACGACUCGUCCACCGCUCGCGACGAGACGCUUCUUCGUCAAUUACGAGUCGAAUCUCCCUGCGUAACGAUGCCCAACACGAAUUUUUUAUACGUAAACGAGGUCUACCGACGGACCCCCGAAGAACCUCCCAGUGAACGGAUUCGCACGAAUUACGGUAUUUAUUUAUAUAUAACUGUCGUAUCGUACAGCCCUUCUCAUAAUGUCUCCACGAUUCGGUCGCCGCUCUUCCGUUCUCCUGACAUAAUUGUCUCGAUAAUUAUAAAGCUAUACAUUGAAUUUAAAUGUCGUAACCUACUUACAAUGCUUAGGGUCGAAGGUUUACGUGUUGGUUGGUAAUAAUUAUCGCUAAGAUACGGUUAGUCGUUCGCUUAGUCGGAAAUGCACGUCGAUGGGUCUCGACUCGGUCGCGGAGAGGAUACGAAAAACGGGAGCCGAUACUCUCCCUCGGCCAAGCGGGGUGAGAGGUUGUAAAUGCAAAAGAGACGCAACAAGGUCGGCGCAAGUUAGUCGGCACUCGAAUAUACCUAUGUAUGACUAGUUCUCUGCGCUCGGCAGAUGCCUCGUCGUCCUCCCCGUUCCUUUCUUCCCGGCCUCUUAAAAAUAGAAAUUAUUUACAAGGAUUCCACGGGUAACGUCACUCGUCUCCUCGUCCCCUCCGCCUAGUGACAGACACCUCGGCGAUGUCGGAGUGCGACGAGGGCAACGAGUGCAGCGAAUGCACUUCUCCGGACGCGAAGUCCAUCGCCUCUCCAUGCCAAAAAACACCGGCUCGAAGAGUUAGAAAAUUUCCCCGGAAGCCCGGACUCCUCUUCGAGUAUCCAAACAACCCAGGGUGAGCUUCCACGGAAACCUCCGAACUCUUCCGGGAGAAUUUUUCUCAUCAAUCCUCAGGAACGCCACCCGGUGGUCGAAAAAAUGGGGCGAGCGCAGAAUCAAACGGCAAAGGGUUUCAUCGAUCGUUCGGUCGCGACCGAGGUCCUUUGUAAGCUAGGGAAUUUCCCCAGAACCUGGGGACUCGCCUCAUUUUUCCUGCCACCCUGGCAAGUGCCCAGAGACAUUGCAUCGAUCAAGGACACUCCCAGGUGUCCCGGCGACUCGCGCGACCGCUCGUCGGACCAACAGCAAGGUGAGAAGACCGAAAGCCGACGCCGCGUCUCGCCGUUGCGUUCUCUAUGACAACCGAAAUUUUAUUAAUAUAAUGUAUAUAACUGUAUAUCACAAGCUUGUAUACCUUAACGUCAGAAACGAACGACGGUGUGGUGAGA
This is a messenger RNA of Orussus abietinus, 5848 nucleotides long. RefSeq lists its product as uncharacterized. The transcript is spliced from 20 exons. Lineage: Eukaryota; Metazoa; Arthropoda; Insecta; Hymenoptera; Orussidae. The coding region runs from base 130 to 4497 and encodes 1455 amino acids. The record is from RefSeq and is a predicted model, not a curated record. Gene Ontology annotation, molecular function: G protein-coupled receptor activity. Gene Ontology annotation, cellular component: membrane.